AUGGACGAUUUCGACAUGCUCAACUCGCCGGCUGCUGGGAACGGUGUCGGCUCAGACGAGGACCCCGCUGCGGCGUUUUUGGCCCAACAGGAGAGCGAAAUUGCGGGGAUUGAAAAUGACGAAGGCUUCAGCAUCCUGGACAGCGGAGAAGUCCCUUCGUCGCUGACAGAUUCCAACGAUGGUGCUGUCAAUGGAGAGUUCCAUGGGGAAAGCAAUGGCCCAUCUGAUGCCUAUGCAGCAAUUUCCAACGCGGACCGCCUGCAAGCAGAACCUGAAAGCCUUCGCAAAUGGAGGGAGGAGCAAAGAGAGAGACUGGAGAUGCUUGAUGAUAACUCUCGCAAGCAGGAGUCUGAGUGGAAGAACAAGGCCAAGGUAGAGCUGGAAGAUUGGCAUGCCAGGCAAAACGAACAACUGGAGAAAACCAAAGCCAAUAACAGGGUGCUGGAUGAAGACUUCUACAAGCAGCCCUUCUCUGAACUCAUUGGUUAUGUCACACACAUUAACCAUCCUUGCUACCGCCUAGACCAGGCGGCCGAAGAGGCCAUGAUUUCCGACAUGGACGAGAACAAUCCCGGUACGGAAUGGGAGAGAGUGGCACGCCUUUGCGACUUCAACCCCAAAUCCAGCAAGCAGGCCAAAGACGUGUCCCGCAUGCGUUCUGUUCUGAUCUCCCUCAAGCAGUCGCCGCUCGUCCGCUAG
Molecule: messenger RNA, 699 nt
Organism: Nerophis lumbriciformis (worm pipefish)
Lineage: Eukaryota; Metazoa; Chordata; Actinopteri; Syngnathiformes; Syngnathidae
Source: RefSeq, a predicted model, not a curated record